CAAUCAUCAAUGGAGUAUGCUAUCUAGCAACAUUUGUUUUCGGUAUCAACACGGUCGGACUUCUCCUUUACUCUGGUCAGCUAGCCUUCAGUGAAGAGUCUGAUGAAGCCAUGCAGGCCGGCCACAACAGAGCUCGCUAAUAGAGACAGAACACACCAAAGGUGAUUUCUUUGUGUGGUUUCAGUAGGUGUCAUUGCUCUCAUUCUGUAUAAGUUCACGACUACUAUUGAGUCAGAGCUCAAUCGUCAGACUAUUUUCGAUAACUUCUCAGUUAGUUACUAUUGAUAUCUGAAAACUUUAAUGCCAUUAACGGUGAAGUUCACUUAUGGAUUCUAGAAGAUUCCAAUAAACAAGAAUGGUUAAAAGUUUCAAUUGAUGUUCCUUCUUGGAUAGAUUUAAUUGACAUUCAUCAUGGAUACAGAUGCAGGGGUACACUUUGUACUGGCGAGCUUAUAUUUGCACCUAGGACCCUUCCCAUUAACCCAUUCUAUUUCAUCAGUUAAAAUCUCAAGGAAAACAUCGCCAAGAAAGUUGUGGUUGAAGAACUUGGAGACCCCUAUGCUUCACGCGAAGUCUAUUUUGAUCAUGUAGAUAGUCUUAUAUUCUGUCAAAUGUAAGUUAACCCUUGGUGUUGCCUUUCAUUUUGAUCAUGUGUUGGACCUGGCUGUUUUACAUUUGAUUUUCUUAUUUGCUUUACAUUUGAACAAAAACAAUAUCUUAAAGAAUGGGUCAAUUGACUAUUUGAAGAAUGAGACAGAAUGUUACAUGAUGAUGUCCGACUUGUAGAAGAGUUUUGUAAUUACAGUGAAAUGAUAUCUUUGACGAGUCAGUCCGAUAACAACUAACAAUGUACAAUCAUUUUGGUUGGAAUGAUUACUUUGUUCCCAUUCAAUUGUUCUAACAUCUUUUUUUGCUCGAGCUAUUAAACUCAAUACGCAAGAGCCUUGUGAUGAAACUUGAAAUAUAUAGUAGUAUAUACAAGAUAGUUCUUGAUUAAAGUGACUUCAGUUUCCACUUGUGACUCACCUUCUUUAAGGCUAUUUUAGCAACCAUCUUUAAAUUUUGUCCUAAAGAGUUUCUUUUCACAAAAAAACGUCUUUUCUGUUAGCGUUUUUUUUUAUAAAGAGAUGUUCACCUUGCAAAUUCACAAAUAUAAACACCACAUCGCUUGAACAUAAAAAAAAACACCACAUCGCAAAGAAAUACUUGAAUACAGAGGGAGGAAUUGGAAUGGUCGUGGAAAGUGAGGGUUUUAUUUGCAAAUCUCCUAACUCUCUACUUUUACAUUUUUCAGGUAUUUAAAACUCUAUUAAAUACUGCCACUAAAGAUGGCUUAAGGAUUUCCAUUCACAUAAUAAGCAAGAGGCGUUUCCAGCUGCAUUCUCCAAAAUGUGAUACAAAUCUAUAAAAUAUUAACACAUCAAGGAAUUGGUAUUGUCAGCAUUCAAAUCUAAAUAUACAUUAACAACCGGUGGUAGUCUAGUGGUAAAAAAAGAGUUUGAGAUGAGAUAUACAGUCGUCGGUUGUAGAUUUCAUUUCUGUUAGAAACUAAAUUAUCAUUUGAUUAGCCAUGUAAAAUUAAACUUUGUUUGCCUCAUUUAGAAAGAAAAAAAAACAAGUUUUAAUUACUAGUCGGUUUCGAUCUUUAAAAGAUUAUAUGGGUCUCGGUCCAUACAUUUUUUAAACUUUGUUUGCCUCAUUUAGAAGAAAAAAAUAAGUUUUAAUUACUAGUCAGUUUCGAUCUUUAAAGGAUUAUUAUAUGGGUCUCGGCCCAUACAUUUUUUAAAUUUUGUUUGUUUCGUUUAGAAAAACAGAUUCGAAUUAAUAGUCGGCUUGGAUCUUCAGAGAAAUGUUUGGAUCUCGGCCCAGACAUCUACAAGUAUAUAAAAAGAUAUAUCUAGGUUAAAGGAAGAUAUUAGGGUUAAGAGCCAAAAGAAUCAAACUGUGAGAGGCAGAGUUGAAAACAGUCAUGGAAAUGGUCAAGAGGUCUAAGAAACAAGACGAAAUUAAUGUAAACGAUCCGUUUAUGACGCUUCAAAAUGACAUGAACGUAGAGAUUCUCAUGAAACUGCCGCCGGGAUCCAUAGCCAGGCUCCAUUUCGCUUCUAAACACUUGUCAUCGAUAAUCCUCGGCAAAGAGUUCACCGAGUUGUACAAGACUCGAUCUUCGACUCAGCCGCGUCAUCUUGUCUCAGUGCACGGUGGCCACCCGUACGUGUGGAUGCACCGCUUUCACUCCAUCUCUCAAGAGUAUCCGUCUUCUAAUCAUGACAAGGUUAGUUGUAGUGUGGAUCCGUAUGGACCGUGUCUAGCGACGUAUGACUUUACUCCACCUGUUCGCGGCUUGAUCUUUGGUCGGCACUGUAGCAAUAUGGUGGUCGGGAACCCUGGCACGGGUCAGUUCGUAUUUUUACCUAGAGUCGAAACGACGCAUCAAUGCAUAUUAUGUGUUUUUGGAUAUGAUCCAGUUAAUGAUGUGUACAAAGUGUUGUGCAUGACGGUGGUAACUAAACACACACCUUGUGUUGCUAUGUCGGAGGUGCAUCAAGUGAUCACUGUAGGAGCCAAAGAAAAAUGGAGGAGGGUCGAGUGUAAGUAUCCAUAUCAUCAUUAUCCUGGAUAUCAAGAGAUAUGCAGGGAUGGAGUUAUAUAUUAUUUAGCUUCUUACAAAGGAAAAAAAUCUCUAAUGAGGUUUGAUCUGAGUUCUGAAGACUUUAAUGUUACUAAGCUACCCGAGGAUCAGAAGCUUCAACGGUUUGGUGAGAUGGUGAAUCACACUGGAAAGAUAACCGUAGCGACGACUCUACUAGGAUGUAUUGAUCCAGUUGACCUAUGGGUUCUGGAAGAUGUCAACAAAGAAGUAUGGUCAAAAACUGUUGUCGUGGUGCCUUCUCUUCCAGAAAGAUUUGGAAUGUCUUAUGAGUUCGUGUUCAAGGGUAUACUUGGAACUGGGGAGAUGAUAUUCGCACCGAGGACAACCCCAUCCCCAUCCCCUAACCCGUUUUUUUUUCUUUGUUACAAUCCGGAGGGGGGAAAAUUCAGAAAAAUUGAGAUUGAUGAACUUGUAGAUUACCCUGUGUUUAUCCAAGUCUUUGUCGAUCAUGUAGAGAGUUAUAUGGUUCUGUCAAGGGUAUGUUAAUGUUCCUUAUUAUUGUAAUUGUGACAUCUGAUAAAACAGUUUAUUCAGUCUUUUCAUCAAUGACGUUGUGUGAUUGUGGAUUGUAUAUGCAACUAUGAGUUGAUUCAAGUUUUGGUUUUCGAUUUUUUUUUUUUUUUGGUUUAUAUUGUGACUUAAAAAUAUAUAGCUAUGUAAUGUGGAUAUAUCAAUCUUACAUUCUUACUACUGAUAUGAUUCACAAUUUCACAUACAAUAUAUGGGUCCUCUUUGCUUUGGCCCCAACCAUCCUGUGCACCUUAUAUGCAUGGUAACGGUGUUACUGGCUCCAUAGACUCUGCUAUUGUCUGCUUUCCGAGAUACCAUUGAACAUCUAGAAGCAGAGACCACACACCAUUUGUAUACACUAUGCACAACUAUUUUAGCCAUUAGCCUGCCCCUCCUUGUUCGACAGUAUACCCUCACAUGGCUUCAGCCUCAUACAUUGUUUCCCUGAAUAUGCAUGAUCGAUGUUUCGUACAGGCAUGUGGGACCGGUUUGAUCAACUGGGUUUAGGAUACAUCCGCGAGACAAUGGACUGCCUCACUUUAAAGCAAUUCACGCAGAUGUAAUAUCACCUUGAACACAUUUUUCCAUCUUCUAAUGUCAGCUUGUUCAAGAAUGGUUGUUCUUCAAGAUUGGCUUAUAUCUGUUAAUUAUGUUGAUCAUCAUCAAGACAUACGAAGUGAGUCCACAGUUACUCCUUACCAAAUAUCUUCAUGAUUAAGCUUCAACUUAUAGAUUUUUGCCGAAUACACACACUGGUUUUUCUUAUUACACAUCAGGAGCUUCUUGCUUUGAUCGGCCAUAUUGCAACUCUCAAGACUGGCUUGUCAGAAUAAGUUGUUACACAGUUUCCGAAAACAAGAACCUCUUUGUCAAA
Molecule: messenger RNA, 4037 nt
Organism: Brassica rapa (field mustard)
Lineage: Eukaryota; Viridiplantae; Streptophyta; Magnoliopsida; Brassicales; Brassicaceae
Product: F-box/kelch-repeat protein At3g04660
Source: RefSeq, a predicted model, not a curated record